AUGGACGAGCCUUACCAUCGUUGCUACGUGUGCAAAAAAGAUUUUAAUACUUCUAGCUUUCUCUUGAGGCACAUGAAAACAUGCAAACAACCUGUCAUCCAAAAAACGGCUCCAACGAUCCACGUGUCCACUAACGCGGAUAAAAAGUACCACCAGUGCACGGUGUGCCAAAAAUGUUACAGCACCCCAGCUUCCCUCCGAAUACACAUGAGAAGCCACACGGGUGAGAGGCUCCACCGGUGCUCGGUGUGCCAAAAAAGCUACAUCACUUCGGGCUCCCUCACAGUGCACAUGCGAAUCCACACGGGUGAAAAGCCCUACCGUUGCCCGGUAUGCCAAAAAGGUUUUAUCGCCUCGGGUUUACUCGGGGUGCACAUGAGGCGCCACACGGGCGAGAGGCCCCAUCGGUGCACGGCGUGCCAAAAAAGCUUCACAGCCACCAACGAGCUUGCGGUGCACAUGCGCACCCACAGGGACGAGCGUCCCUAUCGGUGCUCGGUGUGCUUGCAAGCCUUCAAACGAUCCGACCACUUGAAGUUGCACGUGCAGCGCCACACGGGCGAGAGGCCCCAUAGCUGCUCGGAGUGCCAAAAAUGUUUCACGACUCCGAGGUACCUUAAAAUACACAUGAGGACCCACACGGGGGAAAAGCCCUACCGUUGCUUGGUGUGCCAAAAAGGUUUUGCCACCUCGGGUAUACUCGGGGUGCACAUGAGGCGCCACAAGGAAGAAAAACCUCAUAGCUGCUCGGUGUGCCAAAAGAGUUUUACGACUUCCCAGGCGGUCAAGUCGCACAUGUUUACCCAUACGAAUGAACGCCCGUAUAGUUGUUCGGUGUGCUUGCAAGCCUUCAAACGAUCCGACUACUUGAAGACGCACGUGCAGCGACACAAGGGAGAAAAUCCUCAUCGUUGCGCGAUGUGUCAAAAGAGUUUUACGUCGUCCAGUUAUCUUGGGGUGCACAUGCGAAGUCACGAAGUGCCAUAUUGCUGCUCUGUGUGCCAGCAAGCUUUUAGUCGAGACGACGAUCUUAUGCUGCAUUUGCGUCAAGAGGCCAUUGCGGUGCUUUACCAGAUGGAGAAGAUUAGAAAGGCCAGACAAGUGUGA
Messenger RNA from Copidosoma floridanum, 1107 nucleotides. RefSeq names its product gastrula zinc finger protein XlCGF17.1-like. NCBI's taxonomy places the organism in Eukaryota, Metazoa, Arthropoda, Insecta, Hymenoptera, Encyrtidae. The record is from RefSeq and is a predicted model, not a curated record.